Molecule: messenger RNA, 1866 nt
Organism: Coregonus clupeaformis (lake whitefish)
Lineage: Eukaryota; Metazoa; Chordata; Actinopteri; Salmoniformes; Salmonidae
Product: protein c-ets-1-B
Exons: 8
Coding region: 236-1510 (424 amino acids)
Biological process (GO): regulation of transcription by RNA polymerase II; cell differentiation
Cellular component (GO): nucleus
Molecular function (GO): DNA-binding transcription factor activity, RNA polymerase II-specific; sequence-specific DNA binding
Source: RefSeq, a predicted model, not a curated record
ACUUUCAGUGGCGUACACGUCGCUUCAGCGGGAAUUAUUACACACUUUUGUGUCUAGAAAUGUUCAAAGAAAAAUAAUGGGGAGGACUACCAUUCGAAGUUGACAAUAAAGGGAUUGCAAUCAAGAUUCGCUCAGAGCUUGAAUAGCCUACAAAUCAAUCAAUUGAAUAACUCAUCAAUCCGCAGUCGCUGGGACUCAAAGUGAAAAUUGGAUCAGUUGUGAAGAAGCUGCGGAGAUGACGGCCGCUAUUGAUAUCAAACCAGCGUUAACUUUGAUAAAGUCCGAAAAAUUGGAGGAUGUGGACUUCAGUGAUGUGGCCCUGCUCACCCCGGGGAGCAAGGAGAUUAUGUCACAGGCCCUGAAGGCCACAUUCAGCGGCUUCACCAAGGAGCAACAGAGACUGGGCAUGCCCAGAGACCCCAGGCAGUGGUCAGAGAGCCAGGUGGGCCAGUGGCUGCUGUGGACAGUGAACGAGUUCAGCCUGAAGAGCGUGGACCUGCGCCGCUUCCGUAUGGCCGGGGUAAGCCUCUGUGCCCUGGGGAAGGAGUGCUUCUUGGACCUGGCGCCUGACUUUGUGGGGGACAUCCUGUGGGAACACCUGGAGAUGAUGCAGAGAGAUGUGAGGCAUUUCCCCGUAAAUGGCUUGAUAUCCACAUUCCAGGAGUCCCGGUUCACUUAUGACUACUUUGCCAACUUUGGUACUGAACGCGCCCAGUGCGUCCUUCCAUCAGACAACUCGGAGCCAGGCUUCAUCACAGAGUCCUAUCAGACACUUCUACCAACCACCUGUGAGGACCUGCUGUCAAUCAAGAGUGAGAAUGGACAUUCUACUGGCCCACUGGGUCCUAAGCAGGGGGACUACCUCACCAUCAAACAGGAAGUGGUCUCCCAUGACAACAUGUGCAUGGGGCACGUCAUUCGAGGUAAAAUUGGUGGCCAAGAAUCCUUUGAGAGCCUAGAGGCUUGUGAGCGUCUCACCCAGUCCUGGGGCAGCCACUCCCCCUUCUGCAGCCUGCAGCGCAUGCCCUCCUACGACAGCUUCGACUCUGAGGACUACCCGGCCACGCUGCGUGGCCACCCGGCCAAAGGCACCUUCAAAGACUAUGUGAAGGAGCGCAUGGACCUGACCAAAGACAAGUCUGUCAUACCGGCAGCGGCUCUUGCGGGAUACACAGGAAGUGGUCCUAUCCAGCUGUGGCAGUUUCUGUUGGAGCUCCUGACCGACACAUCCUGUCAGUCAGUCAUCAGCUGGACGGGAGAUGGCUGGGAAUUCAAACUGACCAAUCCCGAUGAGGUGGCUAGGCGCUGGGGCCAGAGGAAGAACAAGCCCAAGAUGAACUAUGAGAAGCUGAGCCGCGGCCUGCGCUACUACUACGACAAGAACAUCAUCCACAAGACGUCUGGCAAGCGCUACGUCUACCGCUUCGUCUGCGACCUGAACGGCCUUCUGGGAUACAGCGCAGAAGAGAUCCACGCCAUGCUUGACAUUACGCCGGACACAGGAGAGUGAUGUGAGGGGUCUGGCACCACCAGAUUUUUUUUUUUUUAGUUUUUAGAGGGAUUUUAGUUUUUGGUAAAAAAAGACUGUGAAAUCAACUGGUAAUCAGCAAAAACAAUUUGCAUUUACGAAAUCUGUUCCCAAGCAUUCCCAUUAAAAAAAUAUGUGAUCGUGUCUCAAUGUAAUCAAAGUAUGAAAUUAUUGUUAUUUUCAAAUACAAUCUCUUUUUAUUAUAAUUUAUGUUCUGGCAAAAAUCGCCCGGAGGCUGAUUCUAGUUGCCUACCGCUGUUGUAGGAAAUCAUGAUAUAAUAAUAAUAAUAAGCCAUUUAGCAGACGCUUUUAUCCAAAGCGACUUAGUCAUGUGUGCA